UUGAGUUCAUUGCCCUUAACUGCCCACGGUCACAAGAUAGUCAGCAAUUGAGACGCCAGGGCAAGAAAGAUAGCAUUUCUUCCAACUGGACACAGGGAAUCAAAUCAACGACGACAUGAGGGUGUGGUGGGGGAUUUUGUUACUGGGUGCCGUUGGUGCGAAAGCUGACGUAACUCUAAAGGUGAUAAAUGAGAUCACAAGACCCACGUGGUCGUACUCCAGGACCGUCAGCGUUCCCGCGGGAGUCAGUGUCUAUGAGAUGAUGUUGCAGGCUCAAACAGACUUCCGUGAUUUUAGAUUCGAGGGUACUUAUUACAGUGACCUCAGCAGCCAUUUCAUCUGUUCCUUCAACAACCUGGCAUCCAACGUGACAGGGAAUACUUAUUGGGGGUUUGAAAACGGCGUCAACUAUCAAUUCGACAGGGGAGUGGACUUGAUUCUUGUCUACGACGGUGACACUAUCGUCUUCCGCUACACCAAGGACCAGGGCACAGCCACGCUUGGCUCAUUCACUGCAGACCAAUGUGCUAAAUUCGUGAAUUAGGACAGCCCAAGCAACAACAACAAGUUUUCGUGUUGAUUUUUGUCACACUUGAUUUUACUUGUCAAAUGUUGUAUGUCCUACCUCUCAAGAAUUGGGGCUACGAAUGAUGGAAAGAUAUGAAUAUCAGUUCUGAAGGUGAAAUAAAAUAUGGCAUGAUAUUA
Messenger RNA from Branchiostoma floridae (Florida lancelet), 705 nucleotides. RefSeq lists its product as uncharacterized. Gene Ontology annotation, biological process: cobalamin transport. The transcript is spliced from 5 exons. The record is from RefSeq and is a predicted model, not a curated record. Gene Ontology annotation, molecular function: cobalamin binding. NCBI's taxonomy places the organism in Eukaryota, Metazoa, Chordata, Leptocardii, Amphioxiformes, Branchiostomatidae. The coding region runs from base 116 to 544 and encodes 142 amino acids.